CAGACAGACGUCCCUCAGCAGUUUAGUCGCCGGUCACACGGCGGAAAACACGGAUCCGUUAAAGCCGAUUUCAAACGGACGCAACCGGACGCUGAAAGUAGCAGAAGAACAUUUUAGGAAACUACAAUUUAAGGCUGCAUAGAUAGAUAGAUAGAUAGAUAGAUAGAUAGAUAGAUAGAUAGAUAGAUAGAUAGAUAGAUAGAUAGAUAGAUUUGAAGAGGAGGAGAAACCGGAGCAAGGAGGAGGAGAGAACCGAGACAGGAGGAGCACGGACGGACCGGAGAGGAAGGAGAGGAGAGGGCUGGUGUAAGAGAACAGAGAAAAGGGAGGAUUUCUUUUCUUUCUUUUUUUUUCAUGGAAGGGGGAGAGUUUGCUUCUCUCUCCCUUUGGCUGUCCUCUCCUUCUCCCGAUCGGCGUCUCUUCUCCAGCACCAGGACCCGGCUCCCUUCCUAAACUCGCCCUGGAAGCAUUCAUGUCUGGUCUUGGGAGGCUUUAAAUGUUGAACUUGAUGGGUGUUUUAAACGCCACCGCCAAUGUCUCCUGCACUUGUAACUGCAAGCGCUUCACGUCCCUCCAGAGCAUGGAAAUCACCCAGCUGGAGUUCGUCCAGAUCCUGGUGAUCGUGGUGGUCAUGAUGGUGAUGGUGGUGGUCAUCACCUGCCUGCUGAACCACUACCGCCUAUCGGCACGCUCGCUCCUCUCCAGACACUCCACCGCACGCAGGAGGCACCUGCCGUUGGCCAACGAUGGAGGUCUGUGGUCCUCUGAGGGCACAGGGACAAGUAGCGCUUUAAAUGAGCACCAGGUGUACAACCCCCGUCCCCCGGACCGAGGGAUCGCCUCUUCCUACCUUCAGCGGGAAGUGCAGCACGGCCAGUCCCAGCCGGCGCUCCAGUCCCAGCGCUUCCAGCACACGUACGCCCCCACUCGGUUCCAGCCGACGUACCCCUACCUGCCCCAGAGCCUCAUCGACCUCCCCCCCACCAUCUCCCUCUCAGACGGCGAGGAGCCCCCGCCGUACCAGGGUCCCUGCACCCUGCAGCUAAGAGACCCCGAGCAGCAGAUGGAACUGAACCGCGAGUCGGUCAGAGCUCCGCCCAACCGAACAGUGUUCGACUCCCACCCCCUCGACCCAUCCAACGCCUGUUUGCAAGCCAGUCUGCAGGCCCCUCCUCCGAGCGUCCACUCGGGCAUCAGUGUAUUAGAAGCGCAGGAGGCCUCGUCCCGGCAGCAGAAGCAGGGCUCCCGCGUGGAGGGGGCCCCUCCGGCCUACAGCGAGGUGAUCGGGCACUACUACCACCCGGCGUCCAUGAACUCCAGCCACAACCAUCGGACUGUAUCGCCGCCGUCCUCGCUCAUACACGGUUUGCUCCGGCUGCCGACUCAACAGCAGGAAAGCGUGGACAACAGGAACACGAGGAACGCAAAGGAGAAAUCCCAGAAGCCGCAGCAGGUGUGACGUCACAGCUUCCUUUUUCCUAGCCGUUGAGAAAAAACCCCGGAUUACAUCUGCUCUGGAGACGGUCAGCGGACCAUGAGGGAAAGUCACAACGACUGGUAAUAUCCGCAGGCUGGUUAGCUGUAUCUGUGGCCGACCGGCGGUCACAGUUUCCCCCCGCCGAACAGAUCGGGCUAGGACUGAGAAGUCUGCUCAUUAGGUAAGAACAUCUGGAAACCAAAUCAACCCUGCAGAGCACAGCCACAGCAGAACAUCUGGUACUUCCUGUUCCACAGCUUCUUACUUCCUGUCUGAGGAGCACUUCAGAUGAUGUCAGAGAAGACGGGGGAUCCUCCUCGCUCCUCUAUCAGACUGAUCUACGCAGGCUUCUUCAUUAUAAAUAUUUACUUGUUCCUUUUCUUUCCUCGAUAACCUUUCCUUUGUUUGUCUUUUGCAUACUUUACAAGAAAAUUCCUAUCCAGGCAAAUGGCGAAAUUUUGCAAUCUUCUUGGUUCUUCCAGGUCCCGAUUUGUUUUGUAUACUAUCGAUAAUCCCCAAUGCCGCUGCUUUGAGUCCUUUUAGCCUUAUUUCUGUUACUUCACAGUCCAACAUCGGCAGCGCCUCCUGCACCCGGCUUCAGCUGUAUCACCGGGACUCGUUGGCACACUUGAGUAUCUCCAGGAAGAGUUUAGCUUUAGUUAGAGUUGUCUUAAUCUAGCCCACCAGUCGUAGCACAGUGCUGCACGUCCCCCAAGCUCAAAGUUCUGCCUUACGAUGACCAACGGUGCAGGAGUUUUAUUUUUUUAUUUGGAUUUUUUUUUUUUUUUUUUUUUUUUUUAAUGUUAUCUUAAGAAGGUUUGCACAAAGUUCAAGACUGUUCACCACGGAAAAAAAAAGAAUCUGCAAUAUGAUUGAGAAGAGAGAAAGUAGAGAAAGUAUGGGUAUUUUUCUAAACUUGAUGUGUCUUUUCUGUUUGUUAUAAUUUGUUGUGUAGUUUUAGAAAAAAUGAGAAACGAACAUCAGUAACCUGUUGGUUGGUGCCAACUUUCACAUCGAACAUUUUUGCAGCAUACAUAGGGAAUAUAUAUGUAUAUGUAUACAUAUAUAUACAUAUAUAUAUACAUAUAUAUACACCACACAUGUAUGCAAAUGGAGAGCGAAAAGCACGAAUUUAGAGUUAUUUAUAUAAUUGCUGAAAAGAAUUGCACUAUUUUUUUAAGUAUGCGCAUAUGGAACGUUUGAGAGAAACUUUUACUGUGAAGGAGCUCUGUCCAUUGAGGUAUUAAAGAAUAAAAAACAAAAGCCAGAAAGAGGUGAGAAACGCUUACCGGAGGCCCGGACCUCGGCAGUGCACAGCAGCCGGCAUCAUGGAAAGUUUAUGGGGAGAUUCAGACUUUGGUCAAACGGACUCUGACCAACCAUUACUGUACCAUUGAUUUAAAAGAAGAAAAAAAAAAUCCCUGGUUUAUGCAAAUGUCUGAGUCCAGUCAAGCCAAACGCAAGUCAGUGUCACACCUGUGGGCCCAAUCAGAAACUCUCUCUUCAUCUCAUCCUAUUGGCCGAAUCGUUAGCCAAUCCCAAAGCUGGCUGCCACUACCUCGACCAAACAAGCACAGUUUGCUCAAGUUAAUCAGACGUCGUCACAUCAAACAAGCGUCUGAGCUAAUCAAGACAAUAUGUAAUGUAACGGUAGAACUUAGUAGAAUAGGAUGACAUAGAAUUAGCUUUUAAUCCUGCUGUGUUACUUUAUUUGAAUGUCAGAUUUUGUUCUGUCUUUUGUUCCCUGGGUGAGUAGAGAGAGACAGAGAGCAAUGUAGAAGCAGUGACACCGAAUGUCCCUUUGUAGUGUAUUUACUCAGGAAGGAAGCCAGUAGCCCAGCAGGCCCUAAACCCGUGAUCCACUGACUGUGCACUGCUGCGUCCGCCGACAUUUCUAAUCCCACACCUCCAGUUGUUUUUAAAAUCGCGUAUCUCCUGCUUUUAUUCAACUCACGCCCUGGUACGCGUCUUUCUUCUUUCUGUCGGCACCUCUGAGCACUUUACUGCACCAGGAAAGAGACAACAAUCUUCGGUCAGCCAGCGCCAGCCUCAGCUCGACGCCACGCGCUAGAAUUUAAGAACUACACGAGAUCCCUUUAGUUUAUUUUUAGAUUUUCAGGCAAAGUUUUAGAGCCGCGCUUUUGAAAGAUGCAAAGAGCCGUGAGCCAAAGCUUUAAACAUCUUUGGAUUGGAAAACAAAUACCGGUACAGUCUCUAAAAGCCCAAAUUUUUCACAUGUUACUCGACAAACUUUGGCUAAAUAACUUAAACCUAAUAUUUUAAUUAUUAAAAAAAAAAAAAAGCAGUAUAAAUAUAAAAAGUCUAUAGAAAAAUUGGUCCAUUUCCUAAUUUUUAAUGUUUUUUUCUUCAAUGUCUAAGUUUUGGAACGCAACUCUUUGUGCGAUGAACGCAGCACGAGACGGGUUGUUGCAAACCAGGCACGCUGAAGUGUUGAAAAGUGACACGAGUGUUAACAGCAGCUCGUCGCGUGUCAUCUCUUUAAGAGUGUGAAAAUCAUAGUUUUUAGUUUGUUUAGAGUUCGUAGUUUUUGAGCGUGGAACACCUUUUAACCCGACGGCCUUCGCCAGAUAUCAUCAAUUUAUUCUGACGUGAAGGAACCGCGGGUUUAAGAGGAAGCCAGCGCCCUCUACUGUCCAGUCUUUAUGCAACAGCGCCCCCCACAGGGACCGAAUCAAACUGCAGCCAAAACUCCUGAGUUAGUUCAAUUUGUAGCUUGCAGAGGAGAGAGUGAAAUAAGAAGCUAAACUCUGAUAUCUUACUGUAUAAAUAAUUUUCUAUGAUUUGUCAGUAUUAUCACAAUUCUUAUAGUCUACUUUCCUAUCACUGAUUUUGUCUGAAAUCAUUAUUUUCCUCCACUAAAUCACUUUGAACAGUCGUGUGUUUUAUGGAGCAAGCACACACUCUUAUAUGCGCUUUCAAAAGAAAUUGAACUUGUGAAACAGAUUAAAAAUAGUUUGUGUUACACCACAGAUGGAAUCUAUUUUCUUAUCCAGACGGUUAGCAGAAGUCUCACAGGAUUUUAAAAUUAUGCUAAAACCUUAAAAUGCCUUUUUCUUGCCUCUGUUUAUUUGUCUCUCUCCUUUUGUUACCGCGCUGCGUUGUAUUUAACCGCGAGCACUUAAAGAGGAAAAACUCACAAUAUAAAGAAAUCAAUCUUUUGUCCCAAAGCGGCUAAAGGAGUGAUUGGAUCAAUCAGAGUGUGAAUCACCCUUGAAGCGUUUUUGUAAGUAGAUUAUGAGCCUGUUUCCAAUGCAAGUUCAGCGUCACCUUUACGACACUUGUGUUCGGAGGCAGCUGCUUCCUGUUUGAAACGGUUCCUGCAUCAGAGGUGUUUGCAGCGGCUAUGAGAAAGACUGGAUACAGUAGAAACAAACAAUUUAAAAUAAUGAUCUUAGAGCGUAACGCAUGACAAAAGAAAGCAAUGUAGCAAAUCUCGCUUCAGGGAAAAGCUGCGCUGGCUGACGAGACCAAAACUGAGACGGGGGAGGAGGAGGAGGAGGAGGAGAAGGAGGAGAAGGAGGAGAGGGGAACCUCCUCUGGAGGCCGAAUGCAAACCCAAAUCACUCAUUUAUCAUCAGCCCAGAGUUAGCAUUUUAGCUAACACUUCGAAUCUGUGAACAGCUUCCCCCAGAGCAGUCUGUGCAUUCAUGUGUGUGUGUGCGUGUGUGUGUGUGUUUUUAUCUAGCGCUUUUCUGCCUUUACUGUCACAACCAUCCCCAUUCGUUUACACAAGCACAAGCACCAGGGGUUUAGUCACACGGUCAAACUCAUUUUUGAAACUUGAAACCGAUUAAAACCUGGUUUGAAGUUAAAGAUUUCACAGGGUUCGGAUAAGGGACGAGGGAAUGCAUGAUGUCAGUGACGGUCCUGAUAAAGGCACACACAUACGUUUGUGUGUGUGUGUGCGUUCUUCUACAGCUAUCCUUCCGAGUAACCAGUGUGAGUUUUACACAAUGAGGACGUUUUGAGAGUUAAGACUUGGUUUUAGGUUAAAGGUUUAAAUUAGGUUAAGUUUAGCGUGAGGGUUAGACACUUUCACUGAGAUGGUUAGGGUGAAGAAGCAGACAAUUCAUUAUGCCAAUGAAUGUUUCAUUUUGUGUUCGAGUGUGUGUGUGCGUGUGUGUGUGUGUGAGUGUGCGGCUAAUGUACACCAGCCUGGCCUGGGAAAGACCUCCAGCUGUCUAGACGAAAACUAAACACACACAAACACACACAGAGAGCAGACUAAACAAACCCCUCCACCCCUCCCCACCCCACACACACACGCACUUUCAUUCAUCCAUUACAUUUCUUAUUUCUUAUCGUGGACCAUGCGAUAGCAUUUACCUGACACACCUGCGUCUCCUCCAGAGCGACUGCCCCACCACCACCUCCUCCUCCUCCUCCUCCUCCUCCUCUCACUUCCUGUCUGAACGAUCUCCUCCUGUUUCAUAGAGGUGUCCGCCGCCGUCCAAUGAACAGAGCUCCUCUCAUGCCCGGCCUUCGCUGCCAUUGGCCGGCCCGUCUUUGCAGAAACGUUCCUCCUUUAUUAUUGUUGUCGUACAAGUGUGCCUGCCUGCUCUGAGACGGGCGAAACGACGCGCUUCCGGGGUUGUCAAUCAUCCCGAGCCGCGCGCCGUCUCAGACGAUGAUGAUGAUGAUGAUGAUGGUGAUGAUUGGAUGAUGGUGAUGAGAUUGAUGAUGAUGAAGAUUUUUUUGAUAGUGAUGCCGCAAAGAUCGUUGCAAUACACCUACUAUUUGCCUUUUUGAUAAUACUAGUCAUAUUUUAACGUAGUGUGCUAAAUGUACUUUUUUUUAUUGUUGUUGUUCCUGUUGUUGUUGUUGUUUUUUUUUAUUCACUUGAGAACAAAAACGAAAAAAGGUGAUUUCUCUUCAAUCCACUGACACAUUUGUAAACUUUGAGCGUGUAAAACUACCUAACAAACACACACAGAAGGCUUCUAGUCGGCGGGGAAGACGUGUAAAUACUGCUUUUAAGUGCCCUUUCCAGUUUAAAGUGUGACGCCGUCUGAAGAGCAGAACCUAAUUCUUCUAAAGUUUUUUUUUUCUCGUGUUAAAGUCAGCUACAUGCGCGAAGCAUCGAGUUAAUCACGGCGUCUCCUCGCCCCCUGCCCAGCGUCCUAACGUGUGCCUUCUGGUGUCCAGCAUGAGCGGAGACUUAACACUCAACACUCCAUUACUGUUGCCUUUUUGAUAUUUAACCCCCGGACAGCACAAUAUAUUAAAACUACCGGAAUGUGUGGAAGCCACGUCACAGCAGGAAAAGGGAAAGAAAAAUAAUAAUAAUAAAAAAAAAAAAUGAAUAAAUAAAAAUGAAAACUGAAAUGACCUCUGCUUUUAUGUGCUAAAAUGUGAAUAAAAAAAUCUGAAAUUGGACGAUUGAACCAGUCAUGCUUCCUCAGUCUUCAGUGGAAGAAGUCGUUUAAACUCACCAAUAAGUGUUUUAUUUUUCCUGUUAUCAUUCCAGCUUUUCAUCCAUUUGCCUUUUCCUGCUGGAAACCGGGUUUCCAUUAUUUCGCGAGUUUAGCGCAGUGGUCACCGAUGCUACGUUCUGGAGAUGUCGGGAACUUUAUCCAUGUAUAUCAUUGACUGAAUCCUCCUCGAUUUUAAUUUUCCCGACGACAUUUAAUUGGACGCAACACUGGCUGCUCCUAUAAAGAAUAACACAUUUUAUUUCCUGUCUGCAGCAUAAUUUAAAGACAUUUCCAAAGAAGUGAUCUUCCUAAACAUCCAAGACAUGACUUGAACUAUUCUUUGCAACAUUUGUUUACCACUCCUAUUUUUUUUUUUUUUUUUUUGCUCAUUCUGCAUGCUCUUCUCCGCUCGCUCUGCUCUUUGAAUCAGCGCUGCAUGGCGCCUUUUCCUCUGACAAUGUUGAAGAAAACAAAAAAAUAUAUACAGAAACACUCUCUUUUUGUUGCAGUAUGUUACGUGUGCGUAUUUGAAGAAGCCUCUGUAUCUUAAAAACGACACGACAGCGCUCCUGUCACUUGUCCGUCCGCCGCAGUGACUAUUGUAAAAGUCUUCCACCUGUCGUCGAGUUUUCUCCUGCAAGCAUGUAAAAUGUGGGACUUGUACAAUAGAUCUGUUUGUUCUGGUCGGGAUUCCUGCACGCGGCUGGUCCAGGCUUUUAAGACGACGUAUGAUGACGGGGCUGCGAUACAGUCGUCAGCUUUGGAGGGAAAUCUCGAGUCCUGGACCAGGCGCCAGAUAAAACUUGCAGGAAUCCUGAUCUGUUCUUGUCACAUUUAGCUCCAGGUUCAUGACUCUUCCAUCCAAGUGAAGAAGUGGAGAAAAGAUGAACAUGGUGCUAAACAAUGGUUCAGUCUGUAAUCUGUCACCGCAUGGCUCAAACACUUAUAUAGAGGCCUACUUAUUCUCAAUGAUAAUAACUGCUUAUCUGUGUACUGAGACAGUUUAUUUUUUAUUUAUAUUGGAUCGUCUAUGUGUUGCCGAGUUUGUUACGUUUUGUUAUUUUCUCCUCUGUUGCAAACAGAAGACAAUGGUUUAUUGUUGUUGUCACAGAACACAUGGUAUGAAUCGGACACAUUUCAGUUAGCCUUCGAUUUAAAACGUGAAUAAAAAGUUUUAUAAAUAUG
Mugil cephalus (flathead mullet) is the source of this 8097-nucleotide messenger RNA. RefSeq names its product prostate transmembrane protein, androgen induced 1 (gene pmepa1). Bases 497 to 1459 code for a protein of 320 amino acids. Gene Ontology annotation, cellular component: early endosome membrane; Golgi membrane. The transcript is spliced from 5 exons. Gene Ontology annotation, biological process: negative regulation of transforming growth factor beta receptor signaling pathway. Lineage: Eukaryota; Metazoa; Chordata; Actinopteri; Mugiliformes; Mugilidae. Gene Ontology annotation, molecular function: R-SMAD binding. The record is from RefSeq and is a predicted model, not a curated record.